CCAAGACAAUUUAGAUUAGCAUCGAUUCCCCAAUAAUGUCGACGACCGCCUCCUCGCCGUCGUCCCCCGCACUCGCGCUCCUCCGCCCAAGCCCAAGCCCAAGAGCUUCCUUCCCCGCCCGAUCUCCAUCCUCCGUCGCUGUCGCCGUCGCCCCCCGCUCCUCCAUGGAAACCCCUCCUCCCCCUCCCCGGCGGGAUCCGCCGAGGCGCGUUGUCGUCUGCGGCGGCGGCGUCAUCGGCGUCUGCACCGCCUACUUCCUCUCCAAGUCCGCCGGCGCCGCCGCCUCCGUCGCCCUCGUCGAGCAGUCCUCCGUCGCCUGCGCCGCCUCCGGGAAGGCCGGCGGCUUCCUCGCCCUCGACUGGUGCGACGGCGGGCCCCUCGGCCCCCUCGCCCGCGCCAGCUUUGACCUCCACCGCGCGCUCGCCGCGGAGCUCGACGGGCCCCGGGCCUACGGCUACCGCGCCCUCACCACCCUCAGCCUCACCGUGAAGGAAUCGGAGUCGGGCUCCGGGUCGGGCCAGCAGCCGAAGCGUGGGGGCCCGCGGGACGCCGUCCUGCCCGACUGGGUCGACGGGCCGGGCCGGGCCGCGAGGGCGAUCGGGUCGACGGCCACCACGGCCCAGGUCCAUCCCCGGCUCUUCACCCGGGCCCUGCUGGACAAGGCCGUGAGGGAUUAUGGGCUCGAGGUGGUGAUCGGGAAGGCAGUCAGGGUCGACGCGGGCAGCGGUGGCGGCAGCGGGAGGGUGUCGGCAGUGGUGCUGGAGGGAGGGAGGGUCAUGGAGGCGGACGCGGUGGUGCUGGCGCUCGGGCCGUGGUCCGGCAAGUUCGGGCUCCUGUCAUCGCUGUUCAGGGUGUAUGGGCUCAAGGCCCACAGCAUUGUCUUGGAGCCGAGAGAGCCCGGCGCGAUAGGCCCGGAAGCUCUGUUCCUGAGCUUCCUGCCCUCCGGCGGCGGCCCGGCCAUGGACCCGGAAGUCUACCCUCGCCCCACUGGGGAAGUAUAUUUGUGUGGGAUGUCGUCCCAGGAGGAGGUGCCGGAUGACCCUGAAGAGGUCGCACCCAACCCAGAAUCCAUAACAGUGCUGAAGCGGGUGGCUUGGGCCGUGUCGAGCCACCUAGCGGAGGGCGAGGCGGGCGUGAAGGCUGAGCAAGCCUGCUUCUUGCCGUGCACCGAGGACGAGGUCCCCGUGAUCGGGGAGCUACCAGGCUUGGAAGGUUGCUACGUGGCGACGGGCCACAGUUGCUGGGGCAUCCUCAACGGGCCCGCUACUGGUGCUGCGGUGGCGGAGCUCGUGCUCGAAGGGCGGGCUCAGACCGUGGACCUGACUCGGUUCAGCCCUGCACGAUUUGUACUCUCUAGGAAGAGAUGAAAUGUGGCAUUCAGAAAUAUAAAUUGUGUUUGUUUUCUAUCAAGUCGAGGAUUUUCUCCUUUUUUUU
Molecule: messenger RNA, 1434 nt
Organism: Eucalyptus grandis
Lineage: Eukaryota; Viridiplantae; Streptophyta; Magnoliopsida; Myrtales; Myrtaceae
Product: putative oxidoreductase TDA3
Exons: 2
Coding region: 36-1367 (443 amino acids)
Cellular component (GO): cytoplasm
Molecular function (GO): oxidoreductase activity
Source: RefSeq, a predicted model, not a curated record